CUUCAAAGUUCAAAAGAGUUCAAUCAAGAUAAGGAAAUGGUGAAGGGUACAGCAAUUGCUGCUCCAAGUCCAACAUUGUUCUUCCCACCAACGCCCACCCUACCUCUUUCAUCUCGUCAUCUUCGUCCGGUUAGUCCCUCAUAUUCAGGUACUAUAAGGCAGGCACUGCAUCGCUUUAAAGCAAGUUCUCUCCAUCACCAGCGUUUUAUAAUAAAUUAUUCGCUGUCGUCUGCGUCUCCAAUUAGAAGCGAAGGCGGCGGCAGCAAUACCGUAUUAGACGUGAAUGAGAUAAGGCAGAGGUGCAAUAAAUGGCGUUGGAAGGGCCACGUCAUCAACUACUUUGUUCAUCCUGCUUCUCCUCCUCUUCAUGGCGACGGAAUCCUACUCGAAGAUCAUUCCCUUCAACCUCCUCUGCUUCUCGUUCAUGGCUUCGGGGCUUCUAUCGCCCAUUGGCGCAGGAAUAUCAGGGUGCUAGCUCAAAGUUACACUGUUUAUGCCAUUGAUCUUCUUGGUUUUGGUGAUUCGGAUAAGCCAGCAGGAUUUGCUUAUACAAUGGAAGUAUGGGCUCAGCUGAUCCUGGAUUUCUUGGAUGAAAUAAUUCAGAAUCCAGCUGUGCUGAUGGGAAAUUCUGUUGGAAGCCUUGCUUGUGUCAUAGCUGCCACAGAAUCAAGGCACGGCCUGGUUCGAGGGCUUGUGCUGUUAAAUUGCGCCGGUGGCAUGAACAAUAAAGCAAUUGUUGAUGAUUGGAGAAUCAAACUGUUGUUGCCUUUGCUUUUGUUGUUUGACUUAUUGCUGAAGCAAAAAGGCAUCGCGUCAACAAUCUUUGAACGUGUCAAGCAGAGAGGGAGUCUCAGGAACAUCUUAUUGUCUGUAUAUGGAAAUAAGGAGUCUGUUGAUGAUGAUCUGGUGGAGAUAAUCAAAAGACCAGCUGAUGAUGAAGGGGCACUUGAUGCAUUCAUUUCUAUUGUGACAGGUCCACCUGGACCAAGUCCAGUGCAGUUAAUGCCAAGAAUCUCUCUCCCAGUUCUGGUUUUAUGGGGUGAUCAAGAUCCAUUUACUCCUCUGGAUGGGCCUGUAGGGAAAUACUUCUCUUCCUUGCCUUCUAGGUUGCCAAAUGUAAGCGUCUGUGUACUGGAAAGAGUAGGGCACUGUCCCCAUGAUGACAGGCCUGACCUCGUCCAUCAAAAACUGCUCCCUUGGUUGGCCACUCUUCCAACUUCAUGAGUAAGCUCUGUGCUUUGAAAAGUUG
Messenger RNA from Telopea speciosissima, 1249 nucleotides. RefSeq lists its product as uncharacterized. Gene Ontology annotation, biological process: chlorophyll metabolic process. Bases 37 to 1224 code for a protein of 395 amino acids. The transcript is spliced from 6 exons. Gene Ontology annotation, cellular component: chloroplast. The record is from RefSeq and is a predicted model, not a curated record. Gene Ontology annotation, molecular function: chlorophyllase activity. Lineage: Eukaryota; Viridiplantae; Streptophyta; Magnoliopsida; Proteales; Proteaceae.